Messenger RNA from Lontra canadensis (Northern American river otter), 626 nucleotides. It is a transcript of the gene MRPL41, whose product is annotated as mitochondrial ribosomal protein L41. The transcript has 2 exons. Lineage: Eukaryota; Metazoa; Chordata; Mammalia; Carnivora; Mustelidae. Gene Ontology annotation, molecular function: structural constituent of ribosome. Bases 46 to 453 code for a protein of 135 amino acids. Gene Ontology annotation, cellular component: mitochondrial large ribosomal subunit. The record is from RefSeq and is a predicted model, not a curated record. Gene Ontology annotation, biological process: translation.
GUGCGUGUGGGGCGACUGGGGCUCCCGCGGCGCGCAGGCUUCGGCAUGGGCCUUCUGAGUGGGGCUGCUCGCGCGCUCGUGCGCGGCGCGGACCGCAUGAGCCGGUGGACCAGCAAGCGGGGCCCGCGCACCUUCUACAAGGGCCGCGGCGCCAAGGGCACCGGCGUCCACGGCCGCAACGGGAAGUUCGUGCAGGUCAAGGAGAUGGUCCCGGAGCUGGUGGUGCCCGAGUUGGCGGGCUUCAGGCUGCGGCCGUACGUGAGCUACCGCGCCUCCGCGGGCCCGGACGCGCCCCUGACGGCCGAGCAGCUGUUCCAGGAGGCCGCGGCCCCGGCCGUCGAGAAGGACUUCAGGGACGGCACCGUGGACCCGGCGCGGCUGGAGAAGUACGGCUUCGAGCCGACGCAGGACGGCAAGCUCUUCCAGCUGUACCCCAGGAACUUCCCGCGCUAGCAGCCGCGGCCGCCACGGAGCCGCCCUUCGGGAAGCCACGAGCGUCCUCCCGUGGGCUCGGGGCAGAGGCUGGGGUCCGGCGCGGCCGCCGGCUUCGCCUGUUGGAGCCGUUGCCCCGGGCGUGUGUGCUCCGGGGAAUGCCGAUUCCUAGAUAAACGCCGCUAAACCCUAAA